Knipowitschia caucasica is the source of this 1188-nucleotide messenger RNA. NCBI's taxonomy places the organism in Eukaryota, Metazoa, Chordata, Actinopteri, Gobiiformes, Gobiidae. The record is from the annotation of a GenBank genome assembly.
AUGCUGCUGGAGGAGGAGAUCCCCGCGGGGCGCCGGGCUCUGCUGGACAGCUUCACCAACCUGGAGCGCGUGGCGGACUACUGCGAAACCAACUAUGUGCAGGCGGCAGACAAAGAGCGCGCCCUGGAGGAGACAAAGUGCUACACCACACAGUCGUUAGCUAGUGUGGCGUAUCUCAUCAACACUUUGGCUAACAACCUGCUGCAAAUGAUGGACAUCCAGGCCUCACAGCUGCGGCGCAUGGAGAGCUCCGUCAACCACAUCUCACAGACGGUGGACAUCCACAAAGAGAAGGUGGCUCGGCGGGAGAUCGGGAUCCUGACCACCAACAAAAACACGUGUCGCUCUCACAAGAUCGUGGCUCCAUCCAACCCUGAGCGCCCGGUGCGAUACGUGAGGAAGAACAUCGACUACAGCGGCCUGGACGACAUCGGCCACGGAGUCAAGUGGCUGCUGCGAUUCAAGGUGAAUGGGGAACAGAAAGGCCACUCUCGAGCCAUGGCUCCACACCAGCAGCUUCCCAGUCCUCCCAGAGGCAUCCUGGUCGGGGGCAGCAGCAGCAGCAGCAGAGAGAACAGCGGCAGUGGGAGUGUGGGGCUGCCCAUCGCUGUUCCAACUCCCUCCCCACCGGUCACAUACCCAGGAGCCAUCGUGCCUCAGUUCUUCAGUAUGAACCGCCCGCAGCCUCGACACCAGGCGCCUCAAGUGGGCGGGUCUCUGCCGUACCGCCGUCCCCCCUCUGUCACUGGCCAGCCAAUCACAGAGAACCAAACCGGCCUUAGUCCCUCCCCCAGCUCUAUAGCACUGCCUAUCACAGCCCACAGCGCGGCCAACGGUGGAACGUACUACAACCACAGCCCAGCCUCCCCUCCUCCUCCGUCUCUGCUGCAGUUCUCUCCUCAGCUUCCUCUCAUGGGUUUCGUCGCUCGUGUCCAGGAAUCCAUCUCAGAAGGAGCUCCGCACCCUCCUCCUCCUCAGUCUGGAGAGCCACUCACCUCUCCACAGCGCCCUCUGGUGGACAGACCUGAGCAGGAUCCAGAGUAUGCAGACCCCUACACCGACCAGGAGCCGAGCUGGGCCCCGCGGAGCUACCUGGAGAAAGAGUGUGUUCUCUGCAUUUUCACUCUGGUAAACCAGCAUAUGAGAUGUUGGAGAACCACCCUGACUGGACACCAUCCCUGUUGUUAG